CGGACUGACAACGUUUUUUUUUUUUUUUAGAAAUGACAACAUUUUCCCUAGUACUAGACAACUGUUUUUCUCAGAGCUGCACAGCGUUGCUAUUUUAAGAUCACAGUCUGCAACUGGAUUGAUUUACAUGACCAACCUCAUAACUAAACGCUCUAACACUGGUGACCUGAUUUAGAAACGUUUAGUUAUGGCUGAGAAAAUGUUAUUUAGAUUCGGUGUCAUUCUGACUUCGGAGUCCUCGGACGUUGAGGUUUUAGUUCUGGGUUCGCGAGAGGAAAUGGGCCACUGGGAGCCGAAUAGAGCGGUUCGUAUGAAAGCCUCCCACAAGCUACCGUCACCAGAUCAGCCGUGUCUGUGGACCUGUGAGGUGGAGCUGGCCGAGCCGUUCAAAGACACUUUUUGGUUCAAGUUCAUCAAAAGGAUAAAGGAUAGUUUUAUCUGGGAAGGUAGCGGUCCGAGUCAUGACAGGCUUUGCUCGUACGAUGAGAGAAAUGUAGUGGAUGGAGUGUACUGCCAUCCAAUUGAUCACUGGAUAGAGGAAACAGGACGCACCGAUGAGAUGAGACACACCACUAAUUUCUACUUUAAAGUUGCAGGUCAGAAGGCCAUACAUUUCUCCAGAGUUCUGCCACGUGUCUGGCUAGGAAGCUGCCCUCGACAGGUGGAACAUGUGACCAUAAAGAUGAAGCACGAAUUGGGCAUCACUGCCGUGAUGAACUUCCAGACGGAGUGGGAUGUAGUUAACAACUCUGGUGGAUGCCGACGUAACCUGAUGGAAGCCAUGACACCUGAGACCUUAAUGCAUUUGUACAAGGACUAUGGCAUUGUGUAUGUGUGGCUACCAACACCCGACAUGAGCACAGAAGGUCGGAUUAGGAUGCUUCCACAGGCUGUAUUCCUCCUUCACGGCCUCUUGGAGAACGGCCACACUGUGUACGUCCACUGUAACGCCGGGGUCGGCAGGUCCACGGCGGCUGUAUGCGGUCUUCUCAUAUACAUCCUCGGCUGGAGCCUCAGGAAGGUGCAGUACUUUGUCACAGCAAAGAGGCCACCAGUCUACAUAGACGAAGAAGCUUUAGUCCAAGCCCAGCCGGACUUCCUCCAGAAGUUUGGUCAGCUGCGCUCAUCUGUCUCUUACCCAGAGACUUGACAGCUGAGAGGUCUCAUCUGUAAUCUGGAAGCAGAGCGGAAGAUUGACCAUGUCUCAUUCUUAAAAAUGAGUCAGAAGGUGAAAAUAACAUGAAACAAUUAAAAAAACUUCUCCACUAAACUCGAACAUAUGCAAAUAACCCACUUGAGCUGAGUGGUUUCAGAAUGUGGUUGAUUUCUGAGUCUUUAGAGAGAGUUCCGCAGGCUGCCAGAAGGGAUGUUGCAAGUAAUUAAUCAUACUGUGUUAGCUUUUAACUUUGAACACUUGCCCCACACGCUGUUGCAAAGUAUGGAUCCUGUUAGUAAUUUUCAGCAUAUGCCAUUAGGGGAUGGUUUGGAAAGACCUUUUCUUCAGGCCCUUUAGCUUCUAAUCAAUAAACGGAGUUGACAUUUGGAAAACGCGUUAAAAUGAAAUGAAUAAAAACAACAUCCACAAAGUCGAAUACAAAAUAAACGGAGAGCUGGCACAGAGCCACAUGUUUCUAUUUAGUACCAUAGACAGAAUGUAUAAAAAGAAAAACAUGA
Messenger RNA from Cyprinodon tularosa, 1674 nucleotides. It is a transcript of the gene epm2a, whose product is annotated as EPM2A glucan phosphatase, laforin. Lineage: Eukaryota; Metazoa; Chordata; Actinopteri; Cyprinodontiformes; Cyprinodontidae. The coding region runs from base 188 to 1150 and encodes 320 amino acids. The record is from RefSeq and is a predicted model, not a curated record. The transcript is spliced from 4 exons. Gene Ontology annotation, cellular component: nucleus; cytoplasm. Gene Ontology annotation, molecular function: protein tyrosine phosphatase activity; starch binding; protein tyrosine/serine/threonine phosphatase activity. Gene Ontology annotation, biological process: protein dephosphorylation.